Colletotrichum navitas is the source of this 1708-nucleotide messenger RNA. Its product is annotated as HAD-superfamily subfamily IIA hydrolase. Gene Ontology annotation, biological process: glycerophospholipid biosynthetic process. Lineage: Eukaryota; Fungi; Ascomycota; Sordariomycetes; Glomerellales; Glomerellaceae. The coding region runs from base 100 to 1449 and encodes 449 amino acids. The transcript is spliced from 2 exons. The record is from RefSeq and is a predicted model, not a curated record. Gene Ontology annotation, cellular component: mitochondrion.
UUCUCAUUAACCCCCCCUUGUUCCGUCACCUUCCUUGCCGUGUCUCUCUGUGCACAACCCAAUACUCGAAGCUAUUAUCAUCAUCCACAAUCGCCCAACAUGGCUCCCAAUCACCGGACUUCCUCCACCGGCAGUUUCAUUGAGAACAUCAUGGCUGCCCGGAAACAGCUCGACAACAUGGCCCUGAGCACACCCGACUCCUCACUCGAUGGCUCCGACGGCUCCCCCGGCGGCUCUGCCGGCUCCUCCCCUCUUGGCAGCCCGGCUGGGGCUCUAUCACCCGUCACCCCCACGACCGCCGUCGACGCUCCCGUGGCCGACAGCUUCGCAUUUGCCUUUGAUAUCGACGGCGUCCUCAUCAGGGGCGGCCGUGCCAUCCCCGAAGCCAUCGAGGCCAUGAAGGUGCUCAACGGCGAGAACGAGUAUGGUAUUCAGAUUCCAUACAUAUUCCUCACCAACGGUGGUGGCAAGACGGAAGAGGAGAGGUGCGCCGAUCUGUCCAAGCAGAUGCAAAUCGACAUCUCUCCCGCACAGUUCAUCUGCGGCCACACCCCUAUGAGGGAAAUGGCCGAGCGCUUCAAUACCGUCCUCGUCGUCGGCGGCGAGGGCGAGAAGUGCCGUCAAGUGGCCGAGGGCUACGGAUUCAAGGAUGUCAUCACCCCUGGCGACAUCAUCAAGCACAACUCUGCCACGACUCCUUUCCGCAAGCUCACGCCGGAAGAGCUGAAAAACUCUCGCGAGCGUGACUUCUCCAACGUCACCAUCGAGGCCAUUUUCGUCUUUGCCGAUUCCCGUGACUGGGCUGGCGACAUCCAGAUCAUGCUCGACCUGGCCAUGUCCAAGGGUGGCAAGCUCGGUACCGUGAGCGAAACCCUGGACGAGGGCCCGCCAAUCUACUUCUCCCAUAACGACAUCGUCUGGUCCGCUGCUCACGACAACGUACGUCUCGGCAUGGGCGCGCUUCGCCGCAUGCUCGAAGUCAUCUUCAAAGACGUUACCAAGAAGAAGGGCAAGCUGCACACCCAUGCCUUCGGCAAGCCCCAGGUGAGCACUUUUGAGUUCGCGACAAGGCUGCUGCAGCAAUGGAGACGUCAGCAGCACGGUCUCGACGCGCCACCCGACACUGUCUACUUCGUCGGCGAUACGCCCGAGAGCGACAUCCGUGGCACAAACCUCUACAAUGAGCAAGCCGAAAACGAGUGGCACAGCAUCCUCGUCAAGACUGGCGUCUACCAGGACGGCACCGAGCCUGCCUACAAGCCCAAGGCCACCGUCCCCACAGUCUUGGACGCUGUUCGCUACGGUAUCCAACGUGAGAUCCGAAAGCGUGUCGUUUCUUCCCUCCGGAAGGAUGUUCUUGGAGAAGCAGACUGCCUGCGCGCCAUGCAGGAGAGGGGCAGUGCUGUUCUAACACCGCUUGAGGAGCGCAGCCAGCCGAUUCUAGGCUAAGCUUUGAACCAUGAAGGACUGCUGCAUUUAGAUAUCAGGAAACGAGCGAGUUUAUUGGGAUCCUGUUUUUUCUUCUUCCUUUCUUCAUUCUUGUUUUUUUCGCCUCCCAGGGCUUCAGAGGUUGAUUUGGAUUGGGCUUGGCUUGUUAUCAAAGGAGUUAAAUUGUGAUACCACAGGCGUUAACAACGAAGAUCACGACUAGAGUCAAAAGGUAAACUACAUAUUAUUGUCAGCACACCUUAAAUCGAUACACGGGCGC